Pseudopipra pipra is the source of this 2056-nucleotide messenger RNA. RefSeq names its product serine/threonine-protein kinase pim-1-like. Gene Ontology annotation, cellular component: cytoplasm. Gene Ontology annotation, molecular function: ATP binding; protein serine/threonine kinase activity. The transcript has 5 exons. The record is from RefSeq and is a predicted model, not a curated record. Lineage: Eukaryota; Metazoa; Chordata; Aves; Passeriformes; Pipridae. Gene Ontology annotation, biological process: protein autophosphorylation. The coding region runs from base 1 to 1524 and encodes 507 amino acids.
AUGGACAAACGGACGAACCGACGAACGGACCAACGGCCCCGGCGCUUCGGCAGCAGCAGCGGCGGCAGCAGCAGCGACUCUAGAGACGAGCUCUCGGUCUUUCUCCUGCUCUUGCUCUUCUUCCUCCUCUCCGUCUCCCGGUGUCCCUGUCCUGGUGUCCCUGUCCCGUUCCCGGUCUCCCUCUCCCGCUGUCCCGGUGUCCCUGUCCCGGUGUCCCUGUCCCAUUCCCGGUCCCCCCUCCCCUUGCCGGCCCGGGCCAUGGCCCCGGCCGUUCCCCUCUGCCGGGCGGGGCCGCCCCAUCCCCGGCCCUGGGCGGCCCGACGCGAUCCUGCCCUCGCCCGGCUCCCGGCGCGCCGGCUGUGGCGCUGCUGGGCGCUCCUGUGGGGCGGGCUGUGGGGCGGGCUGUGGGGCGGGUUUUGGGGCGGGCUGUGGGACGGGCUGUGGGAUGGGCUGUGGGGCGGGCUGUGGGAUGGGCUGAGGGGCGGGCUCGGCCUCGCCGCCCCUUGGCUCCGCCCGGCUCGAGCCCGGCGCCUGCCGGGGCCGGCGGGGGACGCGGGCGCCGCGGCCGCUGCCGCCUCCUCGGCGGGUUCCCCGGGCAGAGCUCCGCCGCCGCUGCCCGCUGCGGGUGGGGAAGCCCGGCCCGGGCCGCUCGAGGGGCGCUCGGGGGCCGUGCCGGGCCCCGGCCCGAACGCUGACGGCCACGUCUCGCCCGCGCGGAAGGCGAAGGGACCCCUGCAGAAGCGCUACCGGCUGGGUUCGCUGCUGGGCAGCGGCGGCUUCGGCCGCGUCUACGCGGGGACCCGCCUGGCGGACGGAGCCCCGGUGGCCAUCAAAGCCGUGCCCCGGGAUCUCAUCCGGCGCUGGGGCGAGCUGCCCGACGGCACCCUGGCACCCCUGGAGAUCGUGCUGCUGGACAAGGUGUCCAAUGGCUUUCGUGGUGUCAUCCAGCUCCUGGAGUGGUUCGAGCUCCCCAACAGUUUCUUGUUGGUGAUGGAGCGUCCGGAGCGCUCUCGGGACCUCUCUCGCGUAAUCACGGCGUGGAGGUUCCUGCCGGAGGAGAUGGCGUGGGGGCUGUUCCGCCAGGUGCUGAAGGCCGUGCGGCACUGCACCAGCUGCGGCGUCCUGCACCGGGACAUCAAGCCCCAGAACAUCCUCCUCGACCUGGCCACCGGCGAGGCGAAGCUCCUUGACUUUGGAUGUGCCACCUUCCUUCAGGACACGGUCUACACCCAGUUUGCAGGAACACCGUCAUACAGCCCGCCAGAGUGGAUCUGCUUCAAACGCUACCGCGGCGAGGCGGCCACGGUCUGGUCCCUGGGCAUCCUGCUCUACCAGAUGGUCUGCGGGAAGCACCCGUUCUGCAGAGGCACCAACACCAUCUGGGACCAGCUCCCGUUCCCACCACGGGUCUCUCGAGGGUGCCAGCACCUUAUCAGGUGGUGUUUGUCCAUCCGCCCCUCGGACAGGCCAUCACUGGAAGACCUAUUGUGCCAUCCUUGGGUGCAGGGCAUUCGCCUGCUCUAGAAGAUGGGAGAGAUCCACGUGCUCACUUUGAUCCAGGGGCCUGGCAAGUAACACCUCCACACAUCUCUUGGCAAUAAGAAGUAAAGAAAACCAGACUUUUUUGUCAUGCCUGUAGCACUGAGGGGGGAUCAUCACAUGGGAACAUGCACCUCUUUGUGCUGGAGCUGGGCUGCAGACCCGGUCUCCCAAGUGCUGGUGGCCACCAUCCAACCUGGUUUUGCUCAUCCUGCUUCACAGACAGCUGGGCCCUCGGCAGAACACUGACAGCCUGGUCUGGCCCCCAGGGAAGGAGAAGGGGCCUCUGGAGAAGCUGUGCCAGGUGGGGCUGCUGCUGGAGACAUCGAGGACGACGUCAGGGAUGACAAGCUCUUUGUUGUUGACCUGGACACCGGCGAGCUGAAGAUGAUGGGCUUUGAUUCUGACCCCUUCCUCCAAGCCGUGCUCCACACGCCGUUUGCAGAUGAGUCCACACCCAGGGGGUGCUCCCGGGCAUUGCUCAGCCUGGCUGGGCACCGAAGGUUCCCCCUUUGCU